Cyprinus carpio (common carp) is the source of this 2951-nucleotide messenger RNA. RefSeq names its product kinesin light chain 1-like. The record is from RefSeq and is a predicted model, not a curated record. Gene Ontology annotation, cellular component: kinesin complex; membrane-bounded organelle; cytoplasm. The transcript has 16 exons. Lineage: Eukaryota; Metazoa; Chordata; Actinopteri; Cypriniformes; Cyprinidae. Bases 73 to 1833 code for a protein of 586 amino acids. Gene Ontology annotation, molecular function: kinesin binding. Gene Ontology annotation, biological process: microtubule-based movement.
AAAGCCACGCCCAUCUGAGAACACCGCCUGGGGAGUGACGUCAUUUCUACCGACGCGUCCGCGCGUGUGCGCAUGCGCAGUGUCACAUCCACAGUGGACAUCUUGGAAUUAAAGGGGCGCCGAGCGAAUCCUGACAAAAGCGACGAUUCCAGGCCGCUCGUCCGCGGGAACAUGUCCACGAUGCUGUCUCCUCGUGAUGAGAAGCUGGAGAAGCUGUCGCAGGAGGAGAUCAUCUCCAACACCAAGCUGGUGAUCCAGGGUCUGGAGGCGCUGAAGAACGAGCACAACUCCAUCCUGCACAGCCUCCUGGAGACCAUCAAGUGCCUGAAGAAGGACGAGGAGGCCAGCGUGGUGCACGAGAAGUCCAGCCUGCUCCGGAGAUCUGUGGAGAUGAUCGAGCUGGGGCUGGGCGAGGCUCAGGUGAUGAUGGCUCUGUCCAAUCAUCUGAACGCGGUGGAGUCGGAGAAGCAGAAGCUGCGUGCUCAGGUGCGGCGCCUCUGUCAGGAGAACCAGUGGCUCCGAGACGAGCUGGCGAACACACAGCAGAAGCUGCAGAAGAGCGAGCAGAGCGUGGCACAGCUGGAGGAGGAGAAGAAGCACCUGGAGUUCAUGAACCAGCUCAAGAAGUACGACGAGGACGUGUCUCCCUCGGAGGAGAAGGACGGUGAGCCGCCCAAGGACUCUCUGGAUGAUCUCUUUCCUAACGAUGAGGAGGAACACACUCAAGGAAUGCAGCAGCAGCACAACAGUGCGGCGGUGGCGGCGGCGCAGCAGGGCGGGUACGAGAUCCCGGCGCGGCUCAGGACGCUCCAUAACCUGGUGAUCCAGUACGCGUCUCAGGGCCGCUACGAGGUGGCUGUGCCGCUCUGCAAACAAGCUCUGGAGGACCUGGAGAAAACCUCGGGACAUGACCACCCCGACGUGGCCACCAUGCUCAACAUCCUGGCACUCGUGUACAGGGAUCAGAAUAAAUAUAAAGAGGCGGCUCACCUGCUGAACGACGCUCUCUCCAUCAGAGAGAAAACUCUGGGCAAAGACCAUCCUGCUGUUGCAGCCACUCUCAAUAAUCUGGCAGUGCUGUACGGGAAGAGAGGCAAGUAUAAGGAGGCCGAGCCGCUGUGUAAACGAGCUCUGGAGAUCCGAGAGAAGGUGCUGGGGAAGGAUCAUCCUGACGUGGCGAAGCAGCUGAAUAAUCUGGCGCUGUUGUGUCAGAAUCAGGGCAAGUAUGAGGAGGUGGAGUAUUAUUACUCCAGAGCGCUGGAGAUCUACGAGCGUCGGCUCGGCCUGGACGACCCCAACGUGGCCAAAACCAAGAACAACCUGGCGUCCUGCUUCCUCAAACAAGGCAAAUACAAAGAAGCCGAGGUCCUGUACAAAGAGAUCCUGACCCGUGCUCACGAGAAGGACUUCGGAUCGGUGGACGCUGAAAACAAGCCCAUCUGGAUGCACGCGGAAGAGAGAGAGGAGAUGAGCAAGGGGAAACACAGAGACAACAUGCCGUACGGAGAAUACGGAGGCUGGUACAAAGCCUGCAAAGUCAACAGAAACGGGAUUCAACAAGAAUCCCCGACGGUCAACACGACGCUGAGGAAUCUGGGAGCGCUGUACCGCAGACAGGGCAAGAUGGAGGCAGCGGAGACACUGGAGGAGUGCGCCGUCAGAUCACGCAAACAGAGCAGCUCUGGUCUGGAUCCGGUCCAUCAGACGCGUGUAGUGGAGCUCCUGAAGGAGGACGGCCGGCGCAGCAGAGACAUUGUGUCUAGUGUGAAGUAUGAGAGCGGCUCUGAGGCCGGUGAUGAAGUGAGUAUGGCCAUAGAGUGGAGCGGGGCAUAAAGCCAUCCAGAGUUUGCUUCAUCUUCUUCCUCCUAACACAGGAAGGGCCGUGUUUGUUAGUUUCCUCUGGACAUUGAUCCUGGGCCACUGCGGGCAGAGGGACGCGUCUCUCCUCAAUCCUGCUUCUUCUGUUCUUUCUUCGGUUGACGUGACGUUGUCUUUGGGCUCUUCAUCUGCUUCUCUCUCUCUCAUCUCUGGUGUGUUGAUAAUCGAUGUCGACACUAUCAUCUAUCACCGUGGCCUCACUGAUGAUGUGCGAACUUUCAGACUGAACUCUUAAUUCUGCAGAUGUGAUGGUUUUGCUCUUUUUGCCGUCUGUGCGUUUGAGCAGCUUCUGCUGGUGAACAGUCAUUAGUGUUUCACAGAAACUUGCUCUUGUUACUUUUUAGGUUUUUGUAAUAUAUGAUAAAUGAUGAUUUCAUGUCGCUUGAGCACGACGCGAACAACACAAGACGAACAUCACAGGUGCUUUCUCUUCAGACGACGUGUUUUAUCUCUUGUGCUCAAGUGUCAAAGUUACGUUUACAGUGUUCACAUUAAUGCUUGCAGUGGGUUUGAUGCAUUACUCAGCAGUGGAUAAACUCGGGUUCUGUGAAUUAUAUAUCAAAUACCUAUGGAAGCUUGAUUCCGCCACACAAUUAAAGAAAUUAAAAAGGUUGUUACACCUUGUUAUCUCACAGUUCUGAGAUUAUAUCUCACAAUUCUGACUUUAUAUAAACUCUAAUCUCAGAAUUGCAAAACAAACUCAGAAUUUAAAAAUAUAAAGUCAUAAUUGCGAACAAACUUCGAAUUGCGAGACAAACUCAGAAUUGCGAAAUAAAUCUCAGAAUUGUGAACGAACUGAAAAUUGCCAAAUAAUUUAGAAUUGUGACAUAUAAACUCAUUACUGCGAAACAAACUCAUAAUUGCAAAAUAUAAACUCAUAUUUGCAAACAAACUUAAAAUUGCGAAAUAAACAACUCAUAAUUGAAUUGCGAAACAAACUCAGAAUUGCAAGAAAAAGGGUCUGAAUGCUGAGAUAAAAAUUAGCAUUUAUCUUUUUUUAUCUGGUGGCAUAAACAGGCUUGCAUAUGUAUCAGCUAAUUACACUAACGGGAAGUGCUCUUUGAUCUUGUGUG